Molecule: messenger RNA, 2781 nt
Organism: Phialemonium atrogriseum
Lineage: Eukaryota; Fungi; Ascomycota; Sordariomycetes; Cephalothecales; Cephalothecaceae
Product: autophagy-related protein 13-domain-containing protein
Exons: 3
Coding region: 1-2781 (926 amino acids)
Biological process (GO): mitophagy; protein localization to phagophore assembly site; piecemeal microautophagy of the nucleus
Cellular component (GO): Atg1/ULK1 kinase complex; phagophore assembly site; cytosol
Source: RefSeq, a predicted model, not a curated record
AUGCAUCAACAAUCUCGACAUCCUCCCCGGCUGUCCUCCCCCGCUUCCUCUCCACAAACAAAUCCCACACGAACAAACAACCCAAGAGAAGCUAUCAAUGCCUCGACUAGGGCACGAUCGGCCUCCGAAGCUGCUCCCCAUGAAGGGGCAGCUAUGACAGACAGCGGCGAGGCUGUGGGCGGAGGUCCUAGCAAGGAGGCCGUUAAGAAGUUGGACCAGAUCAUUCAGAAUUUCUACUAUAAAGCUGCAGUGCUCAUAUUACAGUCCCGAAUGAUAUCGACCUCGUCGAGCGGGAAGGGCCCGGAAGGCAGGAAGACAAACAAAUGGUUCCAAAUCGAGACAGAGGACAUGGACGACUUCCGACAAGAACUCAAAGUCUGGAAGUCUGCGUCGAGCGCCGACAGCCACCCACAGCCCAUGAUCAUUGAGACGUACCUUGACGCAUCCCGGCUCUCCAACAGCCAGAGCCUGGUCAUUGUGGAUGACAACGGGAAGACAUGGGAUGCGCUGGAGGCAUUGAACUCGUCCGAGUCGUCAACGGAUGGGAGCAGCCCGGGGAGAAUACAGAGGAAUGAUGCCGAGGUUGUCCUGGAACGGUGGCGCGUUGAACUCAAGCCCAUUCCGGCGGACGGCCCGGAAGACUUCGGCCCAACGCUUCCUACCAUAUACAAGCGAAGCAUAGUCUUCUUCAGGUCGCUGUACUCUGCCACCCGGAUCCUGCCUUGCUGGAGGCACUCGCGACAACAGGCCACGGCAAAGGGUCUGCAUCCGGCGCUAAAAGUGAAGUGCCGGUUCUUGAUGGGCGACCCAGACUUUGGCGACCGUGAUCCCCUGCGUCAGCCUCUCUACGAUAGCGGGAAGGUCGUGAGUGAGUACAUGAUUGGAGACCUGGAGGUCCCCGUGGGGCGCUUUUACACCUCGGUCACGUAUCGCAAAGAUUGCAACUUCAGGGUGGAGGAUUCCGAGUCAUUACUGUCCUCCCGGUUUAUGGGUGUUGAUGAGAAUUCCUUCAAGCCGUCAAUUCCACAGCGUGGUGAGCAUAGAAGAAGAGGUUCAUACGCAGAGCUCGCCUCCCUGCCGUCCCAUAGGCUUGGCGGCGGCCCACGGGAGCCGCAGCAGACAUACGGCAGCCUGUCAACCUUUCACGGCGACGGGGCCCUCGGAACCAGUCCCAUAUCAGCAUUACGAGCUGUGCGGCCGAUAGGAUCGGAUACCAGUUCCCCUCCUGGCUCCGUCCCCGCGAGCGUCGAGCCGGACCCGCCACAUUCCUUACCGAUCCGGCCUCAGUCGUCCGCAAACCGGCCUUCUUUCCGCAACUUUGAGGGAACGGGGAGGCGGCCAUCCGUUUCGUUCCAGCCAUUCAAGGCCGGUUCCCUGUCUGGGUCGCCAAGGAUAAACGACGGGGAACCUCCCCCUAUUUCUCCCCACUCGCUGAACCGUGGAUCUCUUGGCGGUAUCUCUCAAGCGAGGAACAACCGCUCGUCACUGACUGCGGGCAUGGCCGCCUCCCUGCGCGGCGGACCGCCUCCUGCGGCCGUAGACUCUCCCGUUGUCGGGUCUCCCAAGCCCGGCACGAGUCGUUACAGCAGCAGCUUUACCCACCGACGUGGACGUCUGUCGUUCGGUGGUCAGAGUAAGGCUACCGACGACGAUCAGGUCAGUAGCGGGAAGCAGAGCCUUUCGUCGUCCGCCCAACCGGGCUCAGGUCUCCUCGCCGAGGCUGGAGGGGCGAGCUCAGGGUCAUUACACACCGAUGAUGACAACAUUUCCGACUUCCUCAAAGCGCUGGAUAGUAGGAAAACGUUGCAGAGCUUUGAGCCCAAUAAGAAAGGCGAGUCGUCUGCGGCCAAGAGGACUGCUGCACAGCUCUCAAAAUUCCAUCUAAUGCGGGAAUCGCAUAACGCGUUGACCGAAUCAAUGACAUCCUCCAUGCACUUGCACCGCUCGUCGAGUUCUUCGAGUCGCCAGCUUGCGAAUGUACCGAGCAUGGUAAAUCCGGCCUCAAUGUCAGCCUCCUCAUCUCCCAGCAAGCCGCUCUCUCCCCACACACCAUACACCCCGGCGAUACCUUCGCGCCUAAGCGAGAAUUCAAUCGUCGUCAACCCGCGUAGCUACGCACAUGAAGGCCGCCGGCCGACUCAGAACCCCGAGAUUGCCGCGACCGAGGUCGAGAUUCCGGACGAUGCGCCAAUGAGCCAGGAAGGCACCACCGCAAUCGACAUUCCGCUCUCACCCCGCCUCUUGCAUACGGGGGGGAAUAACCGACGUGCGAGCUCGGUGGCGCACCAGCAACGAGCAUCCGAGGAAGAGGACGCCGACCUCGUCCAGCGGAGCAUCAGCCUCGGAGGCGAGGACCGAGAAGCACCGACGCUCAGCACCCUCCUCGCGCUACAGCGGGCGUCUGGCAGCAACUCGGGCGGCUCUCCCAGCCUGCAGCCGGCGGCCGACAUACGGGCCUCGGGCCCAUCGUCGCCGCCCGCCGACCGGGAGCAGAAGGCGGCGUCCCCUGGCGGCCUACGGCUGCGCUACGCCGGCCUGGGGCGGCCCACCCCGCCGCACUCGUCCAGGGGGAGCUUCUCCGGCGGUCGGUACGGCGGGAGCUCGGUUCGCGGGGCCGGCGAGGACGGCGCCGACGACGAGCCGCUCGUCUUCGCCAUGUCGGAGCUGGAGCGGGACUCGCGGCGCAGCCUGGAGGAGGGACGGGGUGGCCUGGGCCAGCGGCCCGGUAGCGCGGAGCGGGGAGGGUUCGAGCCGAGGGGGGCCUCGAGGCGGGGUUGGUGA